AUCAGCUGUGUCCAAUCACAGCUGAUCACAUCAGCGCCACCUGUAGUGUCCAUCAGUGCCAGCUCUCAGUGCUCAUCCAUGCCACCUGCCAGUGCCCAUCAGUGCCACAUCAAUGCCACAUAUCUGUACCCAUCUGAGCUGCCUUUCACUGUCACCCAUCAAUGACAGUCAGUGCCUAUCAAUGUCAGUCAAUGCCACUUAUCAGUGCUGCCAGUGCCCGCCUAUCAGUGCCAGUCAGUGCAAUAUAUGAGUGCUGCCUUUCAGUGCCCAUCAGU
Messenger RNA from Staurois parvus, 275 nucleotides. The record is from the annotation of a GenBank genome assembly. NCBI's taxonomy places the organism in Eukaryota, Metazoa, Chordata, Amphibia, Anura, Ranidae.